ACUCGCUCUCUCGGUACUCCGCGGUCCGGCAAGCGGCGGGGCGGCGCGGAGGGCUGGGCGCUCCUGCCAAAGAGGCUGCGCCGCCCGCCCGACUUCGUGCCCUCUGAGCGGCCGGGGCGGCGGCGGCUCUCCUCCACGCCAUGGACUCGGAUUCCGGGGAGCUGAGCGAGGGGGAACUGGUCUCCGCCGCAGGUCCUGAUCAUUUUAGUUCCAAAAAUCUUGCUUUACAAGCCCAGAAAAAGAUUUUGAGCAAGAUGGCUAGCAAGACAAUGGCCAGUAUGCUGAUCGAUGACACCAGCAGCGAGAUCUUUGAUGAGUUAUACAAAGUGACCAUAGAGCACCUGAAAAGCAAGAAAGAAGCGCACAAAAUUAUGAAAGACUUGAUCAAAGUCGCCAUCAAGGUUGGGAUUCUCCACCGGAACAACCAGUUCAAUGCAGACGAGCUGGAGGUUGUUGAGAAGUUCCGCAAGAAACUGAAUCAGGCGGCCAUGACUGUGGUCAGUUUUUACGAGGUGGAGUACACGUUUGAUAAGAACGUUCUUUCAGGACUCUUGAACGAGUGCAAAGACCUUGUGCAUGAACUCGUGGAGCGGCACCUGACAGCCAGGUCCCAUGCGCGGAUCAAUCACGUCUUUGAUCACUUUGCAGCUGUUGAAUUCCUGACUGCCCUCUAUAGCCUUGAUGGGGAAUGUCGUCCACACCUCAAAAAAAUCUGUGAUGGAAUCAACAAGCUACUUGACGAGAAAGUCCUCUGAAACUUGCCUUUACAAAAUUUUUAACGAACAGAUCGAAUUGAGGGAUGCAAACAAAGUUGGGAAAGGAAUACAAGAGCCUGCUUCUUUCAUAUCACUCACCCGCCCACUCCAAGAAAAUACCUUGGUAACAAAAUACCGUUUUUCUGGAACACUUGCCAUCCAGUUUGUAACGAAGAGCCAUCAGAAGUGAGAUGUACUUCAGCCAGCAAAUAAAACUGAUCCUUUUAGUACAGAGAACUGUUUACAAUGCAAAAGAAAUCGUGCAUAUUAUUGGCGUUGGAACUCAGCACUGCAAAAAUAAAUCUGAAGAUCUGUUUCAAAGAGCAAAUAAAACUGCCUACAUUUUCAUUGUAGACGGGAACUGUAAAGUGAAAGAGCGAGCUCCGAACUUUGUUUUAAAAGAACAGUCUUCUGGCUUACAUGUAAUCCAGACUGAAGACCAAAAUGAGAAGAAACUCUAGAUGCUGGAAACAAAACUCAAAGCACAAACUGAGAUUUGCUUUUAAGGGGUAUAGUGUUCCACUGAGAAUAAUGGGAAAGUUGGCAUGAUUCUCUUACUGAAGUAUGAGCUAAAGACUCUUAAAGAGGAACUAUUAAAAAAGGCUCAUUCGAUAUUGGUAAAGUCCUUACCCACUGCUGCAGUUAGUACCAAAGGGAACAAAGUUUGGUUCUAGAGCAGAGGAAGGUAGAAACUGACCCUGGGCC
Messenger RNA from Candoia aspera, 1460 nucleotides. RefSeq names its product TNF alpha induced protein 8 like 3 (gene TNFAIP8L3). Lineage: Eukaryota; Metazoa; Chordata; Lepidosauria; Squamata; Candoiidae. Gene Ontology annotation, cellular component: cytoplasm. The transcript has 2 exons. Gene Ontology annotation, biological process: regulation of apoptotic process. The record is from RefSeq and is a predicted model, not a curated record. The coding region runs from base 141 to 755 and encodes 204 amino acids.